UAUUAUAAAAUUUUGAGUAGCCCAUAAGAAAUUCCUAUAUAUAUAAUAAUAUUGAUGUGUAGUGGAUAAGCCUACUCACUAGACCACCAACAAAUAUCUUAAUACCAAAUAAAUUAACAUAUAGUUGUGUUCAAGUUAAAGAGUUUGAGCUUUUGUUUUGCAUGAAAAAGAGUUAAACUUUGAUUGAUCAUACUAACACACAUAAAAAUGUACAUGUAAUAUUUGUUAAAAAAAAUGUAUAUGUGAUUUAAUUUACCAAAGUCAAAACUUUGAGUUUUCAUAACAAGAAGUAGAAGAUGACGAUGAAUAUUAUGGCUAGUUUUUCUACUAAUAAAACUGUUUGUCAAAUAAAAACUCUUGAAAGUUUCUUUUUUUUUGAUGAACAAAACAAAACUCUUCAAAGUUGACAUUUUUAUAUUUCGUGGGGUAGUGUCAAAUGUAACAUGGAAUCACUUCAAAAAUUAUUAAAAUAAUUCAUCCAUUUCCAGCUGCCCAAAUCAAUCCAAAUACAAACGAUUCCUCUGAUUAUCCACGUUCUCUUCCGAUCCCUUUUAAUACUUUUAACGUAAGAUUCAAUUAUUGUUUCCUUCUUCUUCUUUUAAUAACGUCAGAUUUAUUUGCGGAGGACUCAAAAUUUUCAACACUGUAUGAUCCAUGGCGUCUCUAAGCUUCACUCAUGUCAAAUUCAAAAACCCAGUUGCUGAUUUCGCCAGAACUCGUCCAAAAACUGGUUUGGCCUGCUCAAAUAGAGUUGGGUUUAGAGUUUUUGCUUCUGAGACCCAGAAAGAGCCUGAUCUUAGUGUGACUGUAAAUGGGUUGCAUAUGCCUAAUCCGUUUGUUAUCGGGUCGGGUCCACCCGGGACUAACUACACCGUCAUGAAGAGGGCCUUUGAUGAAGGAUGGGGUGCAGUGAUUGCUAAGACUGUGUCACUAGAUGCAGCAAAAGUUAUAAAUGUCACUCCUCGCUAUGCUCGAUUACGAGCUGGUGCAAAUGGCUCUACCAAGGGACAAAUUAUUGGAUGGCAGAACAUUGAAUUGAUUAGUGAUCGGCCCUUGGAAACAAUGUUAAAGGAAUUCAAGCAGCUAAAGGAGGAAUAUCCAGAUAGAAUUCUAAUUGCUUCAAUUAUGGAGGAAUAUAAUAAAGCUGCGUGGGAGGAACUUAUUGAUCGAGUGGAGCAAACUGGAGUUGAUGCCUUUGAAAUCAACUUUUCGUGCCCUCAUGGUAUGCCCGAGCGCAAAAUGGGGGCUGCAGUCGGUCAAGAUUGUGCGCUAUUGGAAGAGGUUUGUGGUUGGAUUAACGCAAAAGCUACAAUUCCUGUUUGGGCAAAGAUGACUCCUAACAUCACAGAUAUUACAGAGCCGGCGAGAAUUUCUCUGCGCUCUGGAUGUGAAGGCGUAGCAGCAAUCAACACAAUCAUGAGUGUAAUGGGAAUCAAUCUUGAUAGCUUACGUCCCGAACCAUGUGUUGAGGGGUACUCAACUCCCGGGGGAUAUUCUUCCAAAGCAGUACACCCUAUUGCGCUUGCAAAAGUGAUGAACAUUGCAAAAAUGAUGAAGGCAGAAUUCGGUGACAAAGAUUACUCUCUUUCCGGUAUUGGUGGUGUUGAGACCGGUGGUGAUGCUGCUGAAUUUAUUCUUCUUGGAGCAAAUUCUGUUCAGGUCUGUACCGGGGUUAUGAUGCAUGGAUAUGGCCUUGUGAAGAAACUUUGUGACGAGCUGAAAGACUUCAUGAGAAAGCACAAUUUCUCAUCGAUCGAAGAUUUUAGAGGGGCUUCACUUCCAUACUUUACUACUCACACCGAUUUGGUAAAGAGGCAGCAAGAGGCGAUCAAGCAGAGAAAGGCCAUUAAGAAAGGGCUGCAGUCUGAUAAAGAUUGGACUGGAGAUGGCUUUGUGAAAGAGACUGAGAGUAUGGUCUCUAACUGAAUAACAAAACCAUUGGAAACUUUCUUUGAACUUGCUUUCAAAAUUUAUUUUCAAGUUUGACAAAGGAACUCCAUUAUGUGGAUAUUCAGCUAAUAAUGCUUCUUUCUUACAUUUCAUAAUCUUUUUAUACAAGUCAAGCAAACUAGUGCCAAUGCCAAUCUUUUAGAAAUACAAAAUGUUCCAAUGAAAUAUUAUAUGUGGAAAAA
Cannabis sativa is the source of this 2132-nucleotide messenger RNA. Its product is annotated as dihydropyrimidine dehydrogenase (NADP(+)), chloroplastic. Gene Ontology annotation, molecular function: uracil binding; dihydropyrimidine dehydrogenase (NADP+) activity; iron-sulfur cluster binding. Gene Ontology annotation, cellular component: cytoplasm. NCBI's taxonomy places the organism in Eukaryota, Viridiplantae, Streptophyta, Magnoliopsida, Rosales, Cannabaceae. Gene Ontology annotation, biological process: thymine catabolic process; uracil catabolic process. Bases 655 to 1926 code for a protein of 423 amino acids. The transcript has 7 exons. The record is from RefSeq and is a predicted model, not a curated record.